This is a messenger RNA of Rotaria sp. Silwood2, 2280 nucleotides long. NCBI's taxonomy places the organism in Eukaryota, Metazoa, Rotifera, Eurotatoria, Philodinida, Philodinidae. The record is from the annotation of a GenBank genome assembly.
AUGACCGAUCGAUUGACAUCAGAUAUGUCAUUUUGGCUCAAAUUUGUACGUGAUGCGAAUCUCUCAGUUAAUAAUAGUAUUAUAUUGAAAUAUAGCAUGACAUUAGCUGAUCGUUUUUCAACAAUAGAAGAACUUUUAGAAAGUGACGAUAAUGAAUUAAAUAAGCUGGGCAUUACUAAUCAAGCUGAUCGUAUUUGCUUGAUGAAACAAGCUCGUCUUUUAGAUAAUACAACAAAUCAACCAUUGAUAUUAAAACGACGAUCAGCUAUUGCUAAUCGUGUUAUUGAAAAUUGGAUUGGUGAUAAUCAAGCAACACGAUUGAAUUCAAAUGUAUUAUCGAAAUCAACCUGUAAUUUAUCACCAGCAAUGCUUUCUCGAAUUUCAUUUAAUGAUCGUCCAGCUUCAGUUGUUUAUCCAUAUGCUGAACCAACAAGUGAUAUACGAAAACGUAAUUUUGGUCAUGUUAUGGAAUCAGAAGAAAAAAUUAUUACAGUUGAUGAUAAUGGAAAAAUUCAAACUAAAAUAGCAUCAUUAUCAUCACCACUUGAUUAUCAAGGUGUAUUAAAACAAACUUCAUCGACAUCAUUUCAUGGAAUGCGAACAAUAAAAUCUCUUUCUGAUACAAUAUCAUUACAAAAAAAAGUUCUUGGUACUGAUCGUCUUAAACGACUUGAUUCUUCAACAUCAUUAUUUCAACGACAAACAUCAUUUAUAAGUAAAAAAGUGACAAAUUUAGCUAAUAAACUUGUGAAUCCAUUUGUAAUAAUUAAAAAGAAAAUUGAACCAUCAUCAUCAUCAUCAACAACAGUUGAUAGUCAAAUUGAUUUACGUACAAAUAUGAAACGACAAGUUUCUCUUGUAGAAAAUAAAAAUGAUAUAACAAUAACAGCAAAACGAACGGUAACAAUUAGUCCACUUAAACGAACACGAGAUGAUGAUGAUGAUGAACCAAAAGAACAUCGAAAAGUACAAGUACUAAGUACUAAUAAUGAAAUUCGACGAUCAACUGGUCUUUUCUCUUAUGAAGAAGAAGAAGAAGAAGCAAAACGUCAUGAAAAAAAAAUUUUAAAAAUAUUUCUUAUUAGUGUUAAUUAUUCGAAUCCAACUACUGCUCCAUUUAAAGCCGAAUGGGAUACACAAUUUAAAGGUCUUUAUGGAUCUAUUCCACUUCGAUGUUAUUCUUCUGAUGGACGUUAUCUUCUUCUUUCUUCAUUAUGUGGUUCACGAAAUGUUUUAUAUAUUUAUGAUUUUACUGAACAAAAAAUGAUAUCUCUUGAUUCACCAUUAGGUGUUAAUACAUCGAUGAUUGGUCUUGCUAUAUUUGGUCAUUAUGUUGCAGUUAAUAUUGUUGAUUGUCGUACACCAUUUCGAUUAUAUGUAUUCGAUUUAAGAACAUUAGAUAAAAAAGAUAAAGAUACUAAUGAUUGGAAUUUAAUUGUUGAACAUGAAUUUAAAAAAGAAGAAAAGAAUAAAAUUGAAUGGAAUCUUGAUCGAUUCUUUCCUGAUAAUGAAUCAAUUCCUGUUGAAUCGAUUUAUGUUCAUGUACAUGAUACACAAUCGAAACGACCAUUAAUGGUUUUAAUACAUGGUGGGCCGAAUUCGGCUGUUACUUUGAAUUAUUAUAUUGGUGUUGUUGCAUAUGUUUCAUUAGGUUUUGAUAUGCUUAUUGUUAAUUAUCGAGGUUCAACUGGUUUUGGACAAGCUUCAAUUGAUAAAUUAUUGGGUAAUAUAUCAAAAACUGAUGUUCAAGAUUGUCAUGAAGCUAUACGUCGCUGUCUUGAAUAUACAGAAUCAAGUCGACCAGUUAUACUUAUAGGUGGAUCUCAUGCAGGUGUAAUUAUUGGUCGUCUUAUUGGAGAAUAUCCAAAUGAAUAUGCAGCUGCUGUCUUACGAAAUCCAGUUACUGAUCUUCUUCAUACUUAUGCUACAUCGGAUAUACCUGAUUGGGCUCUAGCUCAAUCCGUCAAUGGACAAUUUGAUUUUGAAACAGGACGUAAUCGUUUUGCAGAUACAUCAUUUGUUACAUAUCUUAUUGAAAGGUCAUCAAUACGUCUUAUUGAUCAAAUAAAAACACCAGUUUUAUUACAAUUAGGCAAGAAAGAUAAACGUGUACCAUAUAGUAUGGGUCUAUGUUAUUAUCAAUGUUUGAAAGCGAACAAAAUUCCAACGAAAUUAUAUGUUUAUGAUAGUAAUCAUGGACUUAGUGAAACAUCUUGUGCUAGUGAUUGCUUUGUUAAUACAAUUCUUUUUAUUCAUGAACAUUUAAAUUUAUCAUCAUAA